CCCGGCCCGGCCCGGAUGGCAAAGUUUCUACUUUUGGAAACUUGGACCCGGCGUUUAGGUGUGCAAUAAUAGAGCACUGCUACUUUGGGAAUGACAUGGGUUUACGGCGUUAUAAUUUAAUAUUAUUAUAUGUUCGGGGUCCAGAAAGAAAAAGAAUAACUGUUUGUUUAAAUAGAAAUGGUGGGCGUUCUGAGCAGAAGGGUAUGAGGGAGGCGCGUGGGGGUGGGUCCCAGUUUUCUUGGGUUUGGGGAGAUGAAGUAAGGCGGUGAUCAUAUUUUUUUUUAUUUUUCAUAUAAGGAGGAUUUGAGGCUGAGCUUUUCUUCUAGGUAUAAUUGUUUCACUACUUCAAAGAUUUCUUCUUAAAUGAAAAUUUGAUUUCUGCAAGCUGAAGUAAAGGGAUUUCGAAAAAAAAAAAUAAGUAAAAAAGAAAAAAAGAAGAGAAAAUGACUUCUCCACAACCCGGUCAGUCGUCCACAAACACAGCAAGAUCAAGACACACCGCUCGGAUAAUCGCACAGACGUCCACAGACGCAAAGCUCCACGCGGACUUCGACCAAUCAGGAACUUCAUUCGACUACUCCACCUCGGUCCGCCUAACAAAGGCCCCCACCAAAGGGGCCCUCGAACCAACCAGGUCCAACAAAGUCACCACAGCAUACCUCCAUCAAAUCCAGAAAGGCACACUCAUCCAGCCCUUCGGUUGCCUAUUAGCCCUCGACGAAAAAACCUUCCGAGUAAUCGCAUACAGCGAAAACGCCCCUGAAAUGCUGACAAUGGUCACGCACGCAGUUCCGAACGUCAACGACCAACCUGUCCUCUCAAUCGGAUCCGAUAUCCGAUCAAUUUUCACCGCCCCGAGCGGCGCAGCUUUGCAGAAAGCGUUAGGGUUCGGCGAAGUCUCUCUCUUAAACCCUAUAUUAGUCCACUGCAAAAGUUCCGGUAAACCCUACUACGCCAUAGUCCAUCGAGUCACUGGAAGUUUAAUCGUUGACUUCGAACCGGUCAAACCCGAUGAAGUCCCCAUGACAGCUGCCGGUGCACUACAAUCUUACAAGCUUGCCGCUAAAGCGAUCGCCCGUUUGCAGUCCUUACCUAGCGGCAGCAUGGAAAGACUAUGUGAUACUAUGGUGCAGGAAGUUUUCGAACUAACGGGCUACGACAGAGUAAUGGCGUAUAAAUUCCACGAUGAUGACCAUGGAGAAGUGUUGACCGAGAUCACAAAACCAGGGCUCGAGCCUUACGCGGGCUUGCAUUAUCCUGCAACUGAUAUACCUCAGGCCGCUCGAUUUUUAUUCAUGAAGAACAAGGUGAGGAUGAUUUGUGACUGUAGGGCGAAUCACGUGAAGGUGGUACAAGACGAGCAUCUUCCUUUCAAUUUAACCUUGUGCGGCUCCACUCUGCGGGCCCCACACAGCUGCCAUUUGCAGUACAUGGAGAACAUGGGCUCGAUCGCCUCGUUGGUGAUGUCAGUUGUGGUGAACGAGGGAGCCGAAGAGGAGCCUUCGCCCUCCGAUUCUUCGAAGAGGAAAAGGCUAUGGGGGUUGGUUGUUUGCCAUAACACAUCUCCAAGAUUUGUGCCUUUCCCACUUCGAUACGCGUGCGAAUUUCUCGCUCAGGUUUUCGCCAUACAUGUGAACAAGGAGCUGGAGCUCGAGAAUCAGAUACUCGAAAAGAAUAUUCUCCGAACUCAGACGCUACUCUGCGAUAUGCUGCUGCGCGACGCGCCGUUAGGUAUUGUGUCCCGCAGUCCGAACGUGAUGGACCUUGUUAAAUGCGACGGGGCCCUUUUACUGUACAAGAACAAGAGGUACCGUAUGGGAAUGACUCCGACUGACUUUCAGAUUCGCGAUAUAGUUUCUUGGCUCGAUGAAUACCACAGAGAUUCCACAGGUUUGAGCACAGAUAGUUUAUACGAUGCCGGUUUUCCAGGUGCACUUGCGUUAGGUGACGCAGUGUGUGGAGUGGCGGCGGUUAAAAUUACCGAAAGGGACUGGCUGUUCUGGUUUAGGUCACACACCGCCUCGGAGGUUCGAUGGGGUGGAGCGAAGCACGAGCCGGGGGAAAAGGACGAUGGUCGGAAAAUGCAUCCGAGGUCUUCUUUUAAUGCUUUCUUGGAAGUUGUGAAGACAAGGAGUUUGCCUUGGAAGGAGUACGAGAUGGAUGCUAUACAUUCAUUGCAGCUUAUUCUGAGAAAUGCUUUCAAAGAGGCUGAUGAGAAAGAUUCAAACACUCAGGAGAUUCAUACGAAGCUUAACGAUAUGAGGAUUGAGGGUAUACAGGAGCUUGAGGCGGUGACCUCUGAGAUGGUUCGAUUGAUUGAAACCGCCUCUGUGCCUAUCUUGGCCGUUGAUUCGAACGGGCUUGUCAAUGGUUGGAAUCAGAAAAUUGCUGAUUUGACUGGUCUUCGUGUUGAGGACGCGAUUGAGAGGCAUUUUCUUACGCUUGUUGAGGAAUCUUGUGCCGAUACGGUGAAUAAGACGUUGGCAUUGGCACUUCAAGGUAAAGAAGAGAGAAAUAUUGAGUUCGAAAUUAAGACACACGGGUCGAGGAGUGAGUGCGGUCCAAUCAGCUUAGUCGUGAACGCUUGUGCAAGCAGGGAUGUAAAAGAAAACGUAGUCGGAGUAUGUUUCAUAGCUCAAGACGUAACUGCACAAAAGAGCAUGAUGGACAAGUUCACAAGAAUCGAAGGAGAAUACAAAGCCAUCGUACAAAACCCCAACCCAUUAAUCCCGCCCAUAUUCGGCACAGACGAGUUCGGCUGGUGUUCCGAGUGGAACCCGUCCAUGAUAAAACUAUCAGGCUGGGAUAGACAAGACAUGAUUGAUAAAAUGCUUAUAGGCGAGGUCUUCGGUGUGCAUAACAAAGCUUGCUGUUGUCUAAAGAAUCAAGAGGCGCUUGUCAACCUCGGUAUUGCGCUCAACAGUGCAGUCACUGGUCAAGAUUCCGAAAAGAUUCCUUUCGGUUUUUUCUCGAGAAACGGGAAGUAUAUUGAGUGCCUACUCUCUGUGAGCAAGAAGUUGGACGGAGAAGGGGCGGUGACUGGACUUUUCUGCUUCUUACACCUGGCGAGCCAAGAGCUUCAACAAGCCAUUCAUAUUCAGAGGCUAUCAGAGCAAACGGCUCUGAAGAAAUCGAGGGUUUUGGCUUAUAUUAAGAAGGAGAUUAGCAAUCCUGUGGCUGGGAUUAAAUUCACUCGGAAGAUGAUGGAAGGAACCGAACUUGACGAAGAGCAGAAAAAGCUGCUGCAGAUUAGCCUUCACUGUCAGCAUCAGCUCAACAAGAUUCUCGAAGACACGGAUCUUGAUCAUAUUAUUGAAGGGUAUUUGGAUCUUGAGAUGACGGAGUUUAAGCUGCACGAUGUGCUGAUUGCUUCGAUCAGUCAAGUAAUGAUGAAGAGCAACGAAAAGGGUAUUAUGAUAGUCGAUAAGUUGGCUCCAAAUUUAUCGACCGAAUUGUUUUUCGGAGACAGUGCUAGGCUUCAACAAGUUCUAGCUACUUUCUUGCUAGUGUCGGUUACUUACACACCGAGUGGAGGCCAGCUCACCAUUGCAGCAACUUUGGCUAAAAAUUCUAUUGGCCAAUCUGUUAAGCUUGGCCAUUUGGAAUUCAGGAUAACACACAGUGGAGGUGGAGUAGCGCAAGAACUGUUGAGCGAAAUGUUCGGUGAUGAAGAGGAAGCAUCUGAGGAAGGGAUCAAUCUUUUUAUAAGCAGAAAACUGGUGAAGCUAAUGAAUGGUGAUGUUCAGUAUUUGCGGGAGGCGGGUCGAUCGACUUUUAUCGUGACUGUUGAAGUUGCAAUUUCUAGUAAACCUCAAAUAUGAGUGUUUUCGGCUUUUUUUUUUUUUUGUCAGAGUGAUCAUGUUUGUAAUUAGUUUGUGCUUGUGUUUUAUUUUUGCUGAAAACUUUUGGGUUUGUGAAAUAAAAUAAAAUAAUGUCUAGUUUUGUGCUUCUGUUCUCA
Molecule: messenger RNA, 3958 nt
Organism: Erythranthe guttata (spotted monkey flower)
Lineage: Eukaryota; Viridiplantae; Streptophyta; Magnoliopsida; Lamiales; Phrymaceae
Product: phytochrome A1
Biological process (GO): detection of visible light; red, far-red light phototransduction; protein-tetrapyrrole linkage
Molecular function (GO): photoreceptor activity; protein homodimerization activity; phosphorelay sensor kinase activity
Source: RefSeq, a predicted model, not a curated record